AUGUCUCCGGCAAGGACGAAGGCGAUGGCCAAGGGCCAGCGCGAUGAGGCGCAUCACAUGCACAAGUCCAACUCGUCCAUGAUCCGCCUCACCGCUCAACUCAUGCAGCAGAACCGUCCUCAGCUGACGGUCAACAUUGCGCUCGUCUUCAUCUUCCUGGUCGACUUCUGGCUGACGGGCUUCAAUCUGGUACACCGCCUUCUCAUCAAGCUCAAGAUCAUCAAACCGCUUCCUGAGAACUGCGUGCCUCCUGCUUUCUCGCCUACCAGUCCUCCUCCGUUUGCGCAGUGGCCGCUGACGCACAUCUUCUGCCGCCUGAUCCACCUCUACAACCUUCUCACGAACUACAAGGAAGACCAGAGGCUGCAUCACGAGCUGUACUGCCGAAAGCCUAAGAACGACUGGAUCCGUGACUGGGCCACCUGGGAGGGAAUCGGACACAAGGGCGAGUGGACCGAGCCGUACCCUGCGAAAGACGAGGACAGCAGAUGCCCUUGUCCAGGUCUCAACGUGCUCGCGACCCAUGGCCUGAUCCACCAAUCCGGUCGCAAGGUGGCUGCCUCCAAGAUGGUGGUGGCCAUCUCUCGAGCUUUCAACAUCGCACCCACCAUGGCACUGCAGCUCUACUCUCCGCUCUUCUCCACGUUCAGCGAUCGCGGUCACGUCUUUGACCUCGAGUCGAUCGGCAUCGCCAACAUCAUCGAACACGAUGCAAGUCUGUUGCGUCCUGACUACUUCCUCGCCGACUGGAAGCAGGAUCGCACCGCCAUGACGCGCCCCCACCAGGACAUGAUCGACCGCUGGUUCCCCGCCCACCUCAAGCACGGCAAGUUGAAGGACGACAUGACGGACCGCGACUUUGCCGAGGCCGUCUGCGUCCGUCGCGCCGAAUCGCGCAAGCGCAAUCGACAGUACAGCUCGAAUGUGGUGCAGAGUCUGAUCGGAUCCGGAAGCUGCUGUCUGAUGCUCAAUGUGUUUGGAGGCAAGGUGCUGGAUCUUCGCGAGAUGGCAGGGAGCGUUGAGCGAGACUUGCCCGGUGUGAGGACGACCGCGUCAGGAGAAGACUACGGAUACGAGCGGAUGCCAGCAAGGACAAUCAAGGUGAAGGAGGGCGAACAGGCCCCCGAGGGCUGUCCCAUGGGCAAGACAUACAAGCAGAAGUGGCAGCCAGCUACGGGCAAGUGGAUGUUCGGCAUGACCAUCGUCCAAGCUCUUUGGACGACUUUCAACAUUGAGAUGCGCGCUAGGGCUUAG
Molecule: messenger RNA, 1254 nt
Organism: Kalmanozyma brasiliensis GHG001
Lineage: Eukaryota; Fungi; Basidiomycota; Ustilaginomycetes; Ustilaginales
Product: Chloroperoxidase
Exons: 1
Coding region: 1-1254 (417 amino acids)
Molecular function (GO): peroxidase activity
Source: RefSeq, a predicted model, not a curated record